Lampris incognitus (smalleye Pacific opah) is the source of this 2392-nucleotide messenger RNA. It is a transcript of the gene mgat4b, whose product is annotated as alpha-1,3-mannosyl-glycoprotein 4-beta-N-acetylglucosaminyltransferase B. The transcript is spliced from 15 exons. The record is from RefSeq and is a predicted model, not a curated record. NCBI's taxonomy places the organism in Eukaryota, Metazoa, Chordata, Actinopteri, Lampriformes, Lampridae. Gene Ontology annotation, molecular function: acetylglucosaminyltransferase activity. Gene Ontology annotation, cellular component: endoplasmic reticulum-Golgi intermediate compartment; endoplasmic reticulum; Golgi stack. Gene Ontology annotation, biological process: protein N-linked glycosylation. The coding region runs from base 72 to 1715 and encodes 547 amino acids.
AGAGAGAGAGAGAGAGAGAGAGCCUUAGCUACCCUCGCUCUCGGUUCGGACAUGAGCCCGGGGAUCCGGAGAUGAGGCUCCGAAAUGGCACCUUCCUGACGGUCUUGUUGUUCGGGCUAUGCGGACUGGUCUCCCUGUCCUGGUACACCGCAUUCAGCAGCUCCAAAGGUGAUGUGUUGGAUAUUUACCAGAGGGAGUUUCUGGCGCUGAGGGAGCGUCUUCACUCUGCUGAGCAGGAGAACCUCAAACGCUCCAAGGAGCUCAACCUGGUGCUGGACGAGAUAAAGAGAGCCAUCGCUGAGAAGCAGGCGCUCCGCGACAUCAACCGGACCUGGGCCAGCCUCUCCGACGAGAGCAGGCUGAAGCUGUGGAACAUCAGCAGCAGUAAGAAUGUCCUCCAGCUGCCCAGUAUCUUCCACCACCUGCCCCACCUGCUGGCCAAGGAGGGGAGCCUGCAGCCCGCCGUGCACGUCGGCCAGGGACGCACUGGAGUGUCUAUAGUGAUGGGGGUCCCCAGUGUGAAGAGGGAGGUUCAUUCCUACCUGACGGACACACUGACAUCUCUGAUGUCAGAGCUCAGCCCUGCUGAGAAGGACGACUGCGUCAUCGUUGUUCUCAUCGCAGAGUCAGAUCAGCAGUACGCCAACAGUGUUGCAGACAACCUAAAGCGCCUUUUUCCAGUGGAGAUCCAGUCAGGUCUACUGGAGGUCAUCUCUCCAUCUGUCCACUUCUACCCAGACUUUUCCCGUCUCAAAGAGUCCUUCGGAGACCCCAAGGAGAGGGUCAGGUGGCGGACCAAACAGAACCUAGACUACUGUUUCCUGAUGAUGUACGCUCAGUCCAAAGGAACCUACUAUGUGCAGCUAGAGGAUGACAUUGUGGCACGUCCAAACUACUUUACCACCAUGAAGAACUUUGCCGUGCAGCAGCCAUUGGAGGACUGGAUGAUCCUGGAGUUCUCUCAGCUCGGAUUCAUCGGUAAAAUGUUCAAGUCCUUGGACCUGUCGCUCAUCGUUGAGUUCAUGUUAAUGUUCUACAAAGACAAGCCCAUCGACUGGCUGCUGGAUCACAUCAUGUGGGUCAAGGUGUGCAAUCCGGAGAAGGACGCAAAACAUUGUGACAGACAGAAAGCCAACCUGAGGAUCCGCUUCAAGCCGUCUCUGUUCCAACAUGUUGGCACCCACUCCUCGCUUGCCGGAAAGAUCCAGAAACUCAAGGACAAGGACUUCGGGAAACAGACACUCCAUAAAGGCCACGCCAACCCCCUGGCAGAGGUGACGACCAGCCUGAAGACAUACCAGCACUUCACCCUGGAGAAGGCUUACCUGGGGGAGGACUUUUUCUGGGCCUUCACCCCCGUGGCAGGAGACUUCAUACGGAUACGCUUCUUCACCCCGGUCCGGAUCGGGAGGUAUUUCUUCAGGAGCGGGAACAUCGAGCAUCCAGGGGAUAAGCUCUUUAACACGUCUGUGGAGGUCCUGCCGUUCGACAAUAUCCAGGGCGAGAAAGAGGCCUUGAGAGAGGGACGGGAGAAAACCCCCCACUACCACCGAACAGAGGACGGCUUCAUCAGAAUCGGAACGUUCCAAAACGGGAUAGCGGAGGGGGAGGUGGACCCUACCUUCGGGCCCCUGGAGGCCCUUCGUCUCUCGGUGAUGACGGACUCGCCGGUUUGGGUUAUCCUCAGUGAGAUCUUCAUCAAGAAAGCGGAGUGACCCCUCCUCCGCCACCCCCGCCCCCAACCCGACUAACCCACCCACCCAAAGCAAUACCUCAGAUAGCCACAGACCGUUCUGCUCUGCCGAACGGAGCCUUGACAGCAGCCGGCCAGACUCUCACCCCCCCCCCCCCCCACACCCCCCGGCCUGUCUGCUGACGACUAUCUCCCACCGCGGUACGAGGACUCCUUCCGCUGGGCAAACCUCGCUACUGCAGGGUUGGAAAAGACGGACAAACGUGAGAGGGACACAAAGACGGGGUGCUCCCAGAUAUCUAGAGCAGCCGGCCCGGGGAGCUCUCCCAACAACACGCCUGGAGCGCGUGCGAGAAGAAGAAGAAGACGAAGGAGACGAAGAAGAAAAACGACACAGAGAUAAUAACUUUAGACAGAAUGCUGUAUUUAGUAAAAAGAAUAAAUCUGUAUUUAUGUGUACAUAAGGUGUAUGUUGAAAACACUGGUAAUUGUCAACUGGCUGUGACAAGAUUGCCGCCUUCUUUUCUUUUCUUUUUUUGGGAUCAAUUUCUGAGAAUGAAAUCGCCGUUCUUUAAAUCGAGGACUCGGCCUCAUACAGUCCUCGGCGAGCUGACCGACCCCCUCCGCGUGGAAAAAGACAACGCGCCGGCAAAUUACCCCACAAAUAUACUCUCACGAUAACCCGUGUAUGUGGAUAUA